AUGCUAACCAUCCUACAAUUUCCUUGUUGGAUUCUAAAAGUCCAGCAUUCUUUAACACUGUUCGACGAAAGAAUUGAGAUUACUAAACAUAACCUAGUCUUCAAAAUCGAUAUCCAUCUGAAAAUAAAAAUGAGAUGGGAGAUAUCGCCUUCUGGAAUUCAAUCCGUUCAUAUACAAGAUCUAAUGAUCCAAGCAAAUCAAGAGGACUUAAAUCAAUUGAAGUAGCACCUAGAUGGAAGAGUAUCGUACCUGGGAAUUUAGAAUUAUUAUGAAACCAUAGAGUUGCUGUCUGAUAAAAAGAAUUGUAAGAUCUGUAAAGUUGAAGAUAGAUUUACAAAGGUGAAGUUAUGUUGUAGAUCUCUGAGGAAAGAUGCUUACAACUAAGAACAAUUAUAUUAAUCAAUUAUUAUUUUGUACAAACUGUAACAACACAAAUAUUUUCCUAAAUUGUAUGAGGUUUACGAAUCAAAGGCUCACAUCUACAUCGUGAUGGAGUUGAUGGACCAUAAUUUGAAUGUAGACUUGAUUCAUGAAGAAAUCCAGAUUAUUACUUUGGAUUUACUCAAAACCAUUAGGAUAUUAAUUGACAACAAUAUUCAAUAUUCCAAGUUCAAAUUGUCCGAUCUCAUGAUGGAUAAGCGAGGCAACAUAAAACUCAUUAGCUUUUGUCACGCUUCUCGAUCCAAAGAUAUCGAUCUUGACAAUUACCUUGGCAACAUAGGCUAAAUUAUGAUUCAACUUUAUGGCUUCAAGGCCUCCUACACUUCAUUGCCUUAUAUUCCCGAUAAGGGCAACGAAUUUAUUGUUGGGUUGAUGAAUCCAAAUCUAGAUUACAGAUUUACUUUUGAAGAUGCAAUGCGACACGAAUACAUCUAAAGUAUCUUUGGCGAAACAAAUAUACCUGUGAAAUUUACAUAGAACCCAAAGUUAAUUACUGGUGUGACUGAAGCGAUAAGUUAAUAUACAAAGAGUUCAUACUAUUAAAAAAUUAAAUGA
Messenger RNA from Paramecium tetraurelia, 996 nucleotides. RefSeq lists its product as uncharacterized. The record is from RefSeq and is a predicted model, not a curated record. Lineage: Eukaryota; Ciliophora; Oligohymenophorea; Peniculida; Parameciidae. Gene Ontology annotation, molecular function: ATP binding; protein serine/threonine kinase activity. Gene Ontology annotation, cellular component: nucleus; cytoplasm. The transcript is spliced from 4 exons. Gene Ontology annotation, biological process: mitotic DNA damage checkpoint signaling; protein phosphorylation.